This is a messenger RNA of Suillus plorans, 1125 nucleotides long. RefSeq names its product glycoside hydrolase family 28 protein. Gene Ontology annotation, biological process: carbohydrate metabolic process. Gene Ontology annotation, molecular function: polygalacturonase activity. The transcript is spliced from 12 exons. The annotation marks the transcript as partial. The record is from RefSeq and is a predicted model, not a curated record. Lineage: Eukaryota; Fungi; Basidiomycota; Agaricomycetes; Boletales; Suillaceae.
UGUAUCGUCACAGCGAGUAGCGGAGACGAUGGACCGGCAUUUGUGGAUGCUGUUCAACGUUGUGAUUUAGUAACAAUUCCUCGUGAAACUACUCUUUCGAUAGCAACGAGGAUGAAUAUGACCGGCUUGAAGGACAGGAACAUUAAUCUGUUGGGAACCAUAAAAUUCACAAGCAACAUUUCAUAUUGGGUCAACAACGGUUUUCCAUUUGAGUUCCAGGAUCAAAUCGCCUUUUGGAUCGUAGGUGGGAAGAACAUCCUUAUCAAUGGUGGCGGGACAAUAGAUGGUUCAGGUCAGGUCUGGUACGACGCGUUUGCCACUAACAGCACUCUCUUGCGUCCGAUCCUGCUCACGAUUUACCAAGCUACUGAUGUUGCCAUCAAAAAUAUUACGAUGAUCAACAGCCCUGAGUGGUUUAACUUUGUCAAUGAAGGGAAAAAUGUUGUCUACGACGGCAUUAAUAUUAGUGCCCUCUCCACAUCAAACAACCUUGCGAAGAAUACUGAUGGCUGGGAUAUAUAUCGCAGUGAUAGCGUUUCCAUCAUGAAUUCGAACAUCAACAAUGGCGAUGAUUGUGUUUCAUUAAAACCAAAUUCAACGAAUGUCAUUGCAUCAGAUUUAUACUGUAACGGUUCCCAUGGUAUUUCCGUGGGAUCCCUCGGGCAGUAUGCUGGGGUAUAUGACAUUGUCCAAAACUUCACUUCGACCAAUGUCCAAAUGUAUAACGCUCAAAAUGGCGCGCGCAUUAAAGCCUUUGCUGGUCCGGGGGUCGGCAGUGGCAUUGUGAAGAACAUUAGUUUUGGCUUCUUCACCGAGGGCAAUGUCGACAACCCCUUAAUCGUUGAUCAGUGUUACAUGACUAACGCAACAGAAUGUACUGCAUACCCUUCCAAUGUAUACAUUCAGGACGUCACGUUUUCUAAUUUCAAGGGCACUUCGUCUGGAAAAAUGAAUUCCGUAGUUGCUUCGCUAGCAUGCUCUCCGGACGCCCGCUGUAACAACAUCAGUGUCGACGAUAUUUCCCUCGAACCACCUUCAAAAGAUGGUAGUGCAACCUACUCUUGCCAGAACGUGAAUAUCACUGGAAAUGCUGCUUACCUAUUCGGUAACUGUACAACUACCUAA